This is a messenger RNA of Elephantulus edwardii (Cape elephant shrew), 2226 nucleotides long. RefSeq names its product acyl-CoA synthetase long-chain family member 5 (gene ACSL5). Lineage: Eukaryota; Metazoa; Chordata; Mammalia; Macroscelidea; Macroscelididae. Gene Ontology annotation, molecular function: arachidonate-CoA ligase activity. Gene Ontology annotation, biological process: long-chain fatty acid metabolic process. Gene Ontology annotation, cellular component: membrane; endoplasmic reticulum; mitochondrion. The record is from RefSeq and is a predicted model, not a curated record.
AUGGACUCGCUGAAGCCACCCUGUCCCUGGAAGAGCCAGGAGUGAGGGAAGAGGGCCAGAGCCACGACAGCCACGAGGAGCUCGGAGCCAGGAACCCAUUCACUGGAAGCACUGAGAAAUGCUGCCGCCUCCCAGGGUCUGAAUUUCCUGCUGCUGCUACUGCUGUUCACAAAGAUGCUUUUUAUCUUCAACUUCUUGUUUUCUCCACUUCCAACCCCCGUGGCGAUCGGCAUCCUGGCAUUUGGAGCUGCGGUCUUCGUGUGGUUGGUCAACAGGCCCCAGCCAGUCUAUUCCCGUAUUGACCUCAACAACCAGUCCAUAGGAAUUGAGGGAGGAGCACGGAGGGGUCCUCUCCAGAAGGACAAUGACCUAGUGUGUCACUACUUCGCAGAUGCCACGACCGCGUAUGAAAUUUUCCAAAGAGGACUUGCUGUGUCAGACAAUGGACCCUGCUUGGGAUUCAGAAAACCAAAUCAGCCCUACAGAUGGUUAACUUACAAACAGGUGUCUGAUGAAGCAGAGUACCUGGGCUCCUGUCUCCUGCAUAAAGGUUAUAAACCGUCACCGGAUCAAUUUGUUGGCAUCUUUGCUCAGAAUAGACCAGAGUGGAUCAUCUCUGAGCUGGCUUGUUACACAUACUCUAUGGUAGCUGUCCCUCUGUACGACACCCUGGGAGCAGAAGCCAUCAUUUACAUUGUCAACAAAGCUGAUAUCGCCACCGUGAUCUGUGACACACCUCAGAAAGCUUCGGUCCUCUUAGACAACAUGGAGAAGGGCCUCACCCCAGGCCUGAAAGUGAUCAUCCUCAUGGAUCCGUUUGACGAUGAGUUGAAGGAAAGAGGGGAGAAGGCUGGACUUGAGAUCUUGCUCCUGAGUGAAGCUGAGAAUAUCGGCAAAGAGAACUUCAGAAAGCCUGUGCCUCCUAAACCAGAAGACUUGAGUAUCAUAUGCUUCACCAGUGGAACCACAGGUGACCCUAAAGGAGCCAUGCUGACCCAUAAAAACAUUGUUGCAAAUGCUGCUGCUUUCCUUAAUGGUAUUGAGGAAAGUUUUUACCCCACCCCUGAAGAUGUGAGCGUAUCCUACCUUCCCUUGGCUCACAUGUUUGAGAGGAUUGUACAGAAUGUUAUGUAUUCCUGUGGAGCCAGAAUUGGAUUCUUCCAAGGAGAUAUUCGGUUGUUACCUGAUGACAUGAAGGCUCUGAAGCCCACAGUGUUCCCUACGGUGCCUCGCCUCCUGAAUAGGGUCUACGAUAAGGUACAAAAUGAAGCGAAGACACCUUUGAAGAAGUUCUUGUUGAACCUGGCUGUUGCAUGUAAAUUCAAUGAAGUGAAAAAAGGCAUCAUUAGGAAAAAUAGUAUAUGGGACAAGCUCAUCUUUUCCAAGAUUCAGGCAAGCCUUGGUGGGAAAGUCUCUAUCAUGGUCACUGGCGCUGCCCCGAUCUCCAGUCCGGUCUUGAACUUCCUCCGGGCGGCACUGGGAUGUCCGGUAUUUGAAGCCUAUGGUCAAACUGAGUGUACAGCUGGCUGUACGAUAACAUCAUUCGGAGACUGGACAUCAGGCCAUGUGGGAACUCCUGUGUCCUGCAAUCAUGUGAAGCUGGAAGAUGUUGUGGACAUGAAUUACUUUUCUGUGAACAAUGAAGGAGAGAUCUGUAUCCGAGGCACCAACGUGUUCAAAGGCUACCUGAAGGACCCUGAGAAAACGGAGGAAGUCCUGGACAAGGAUGGCUGGCUUCACACGGGAGAUAUUGGCCGCUGGCUCCCGAAUGGGACUCUGAAGAUCAUUGACCGAAAAAAGAACAUCUUUAAGCUGGCUCAAGGAGAAUACAUUGCUCCAGAGAAGAUCGAGAAUAUUUACAUCAGGAGUAGACCAGUGGCACAAAUAUUUGUACAUGGGGACAGUUUACGGUCAUCCUUAGUAGGAGUUGUGGUUCCUGACCCAGAUGUGUUUCCCUCAUUCGCAGUCAAAUUUGGGGUGAAGGGUUCCCUUGAAGAACUGUGCCAAAACCAAGUACUGAAGAAUGCCAUUUUAGAAGACUUGCAGAAAAUUGGGAAAGAAAGUGGACUUAAAUCCUUUGAACAAGUUAAAAAAAUCUUUCUUCAUCCAGAGCUGUUUUCCAUUGAAAAUGGGCUCUUGACACCUACAUUGAAAGCAAAGAGGGCGGAGCUUUCCAAAUACUUCAGGGUCCAAAUCGAUAACCUGUAUGAGAGUAUGCAGGAGUAG